Molecule: messenger RNA, 453 nt
Organism: Coprinopsis cinerea okayama7#130
Lineage: Eukaryota; Fungi; Basidiomycota; Agaricomycetes; Agaricales; Psathyrellaceae
Product: snodprot1
Exons: 1
Coding region: 1-453 (150 amino acids)
Source: RefSeq, a predicted model, not a curated record
AUGCUCACUAAACUCGUUCUCGUCAUCUCAGCUGCAGUCACCGCUGCCCUCGCUGGACCUCCUCUCGUCACUACCAUCCGGUACGAUGGCGCCUACUGCAACGCUGGUGCCAGUCUCCACACUACCGCGUGUUCCACCGGUUCCAACGGCUUGAUCACCAAGGGCUACUCGACCUUUGGCAGCCUCCCCACCUUCCCCAGGAUUGCCGGUUCCAUCCUCGUCGAGGGUUGGAACUCGACCAACUGCGGGGGCUGCUACGAGCUCUACUAUGAGCCUACCAAUGGCGCCGGCGGUCGAUCUAUCUAUGUCACCGCUGUCAACUCUGCGCCGGAAGGCUUUGUCCUUUGCACGGACACCUUCCUCGACUUCACCGAGGAGGAGAUGGGCACCGUUCCCGAAUCCAUCACUGUCGAGGCUAGGGCCGUCCCUGCCUAUGACUGUGGCUUUGAGUGA